ACUGAACAACAAAGCACUAAUGUUGUUAGUUUGAUCUUUUACAGUGGGGGACGUCUACUACUACUUCUAUUGUUUAUUUAUUUAUUUGGUUACUCUAGAUUACAAAAAUCUGAAAAAAGCCUGAUUUCAAUUCACGUGAUUUUGAUCAUCAUAGUUGUUAUUUCGUGCAGAUACCGUCUCUCUGAAGCUCUUCAGGAACACUUCCGUAAACUCGUGAAUGUUUGGUAUAUAUGCUCGCCGGGCAUCGAGUAAAGGUCAAUAACCUGGAAAACUCGUCUUAUCUGGAUCGAGGUGAUCGGGGGAAUUUGCUGUCAUGGAUGAGGUGCAGAUCCGUCAGUACAGAGAAGAGGAUCAUGAAGAAGUGAAGGAGGUUUUCACCAUCGGUAUGAGUGAACACAUCCCAUCAUCUUGCAUGCACAUCCUCAAGCAGCCCCUGGCGCAGAUGUUUCUGGGAUGUGUGUUUUGCGCUUUGCUGACCAGCUCAAUGUCCAUCCUUUUACCCGUGCUCGCAGUCACGCUGCUCUUGGCCGCAGGCAGGCAAAGCGUGUGUUACAUGUUCAACAAGUACAUCCAGACGUCACUUGAACAAGAUCUAAGCCACAUUCAGCAGACCUACAUGGAUCCAGCGAACGCCUGCUUCUGGGUUGCAGAAACUCAAGGUCGUGUAGUGGGUACAGUCGGCUGUUUUCCUUCAGAUAAAGACAAGAACUUUCUGGAACUGAAGAGAAUGUCUGUUAAAAAGGCUCAUCGUGGAAAAGGCAUCGCCAAAGCGCUGUGCCGUACCGUGGCUGAUUUUGCUCGUGAACAUGGUUAUUUAGGAGUAAUGCUUCACACCUCAGUGGUCCAGACAGAUGCACAGAAGCUCUAUGAGCACAUGGGCUACCAGAAGAUCAGAGAAUUCAGUGCUCCAGAUUUUAUCGCCAAGCUGACUAAUUUCACACUAAUGGAGUAUCAGCUCAUCGUAAAACGUCACAACUGAAGAUGACGUCUGCAGUUUUGUUCCUUCUUUAAAAGGGCUUUUUAACACUGGUUCAGAUCACUAAUGAAGCACACCACUAUCUUCGACUGUCUGUCUGAUCUAUAAAUGAAUCCACUUUGGAAAAAGGGAGGUAUUCUUUUAUAAGAAAUUAUUUAUAUAAGGGGGACAAAAUCAGUUUUCUUAUGCAAUUUUUAGAUUUGUUUUAAUGCUGAACUUUUUUUAUGAUUUAAAGAGUUAGUUAAACCCAAUUCUGUUAUUUGCUUAUCUUGUUGUUCCAAACCUUCAUCACUUUUCUUCACCUUCAGAAAACAAAUCAGUUUUUUAAUGAAUCAGUUUUAAUAUCAGUCCCUACAUUUAAUCCAAAAUAUUGAAUGUUCAAAGAGAGGUCUAGAGAGCAGGUUUUUAUUCACAUAUGAACAACGAUCAUAUAGACACUAUAGACAGAAUAACUACCAUAUAGACACGGGACGAGAACCGUUUUUAAGGAAUACUGCGGUUUGGGAAAGUCAAGAUUUUAAAACCAUCAAAAUUUUCUUUUAUACCAUCCCUACGGUUUUUUUUGAGAUUUUUCUAUUUAUAUUUUUUUAGGAUAACCAUGUCUCCAGCAGAAAAGAUCUCCAAAGAUGCUGUUAUUAAUGAAUGAAAUCUGUGUUUUUGAAACUAAUGAAGACAAUGAAUGAUUAAUUUUAAUUAUUUAGCCUGACGUGUUGACUGCUGCAAAAUAUUUCUCAAAAUAAAAUCUAUUGUGUUCAAAGGGAAAGAAAGUUUCAUUUUUUCCCCCCCGACAUUUAUAAAGAAUAUAUAUUAGAGCAGUAAUCCUAAUACAGUAAAACCGUGGCAUUUUUAGCCAAGGUUAUCAUACUGUCAGAAUGACAUGUGAGACAGACAAACCUCGUUGGUUCAUAAAGCUCAAAUGUGACACGAAAGAAUGAAUCUAAUUUGUUCCCGUGUCAAAGAUCAAAUCUGAAGGCUGUAAACAUUGUUUGCUGAUCAUUGUUUUAAGCGAAAUUCUUUAGAAUACUUGCAUUAAACUGCAUAAUUCGUAUGUAUGUAAACGUUUUGAUGCAUUGCAUUUUGAGUAAGUAGAGUAAGUCAGACAGAUUUGAUUACUAAUGUAUGUAUUUGUGUUCUGAAGUUGAAUUAAAGUCUAAUAGGUCUGAAAUGACAAGUGAAGAUGGAGCCUUUAAGUGAUAGUUCACCCAAAAUUAAAAAUGACCUCACCAUUUACUCUCCCUCUUUCCUCUGUUGAACAAAAAAAUGAAGGUAUUUAGUUUUGUUGAUAUGGAAGAUAUUUAGAUGUUGGGAAAUGCUGGUUGCUGGGACUCAUUGACAUUCUUUGUGGAAAAAAAAACACUAUAAAAGUUAAUGGGUAACCAGCAUUCUUCAAAAUGUUCAUUCUUUUGUGUUCAGAAGAAAGAAACUCAAAUGGACCCUUUCCACACUUCCUUUUCAUCAUAGCCGGGUAAAUUUAGAGCACAGUGAAUGGGAGAGUACAACUUUUUUUUUUUUUACAAUCUUAUUUACUGAAAUGAUAAAAGAAAAACGCCACGAUGGUGUUAUCAAGACUUUCAGAAAAAGGAAAAAAAUAGUGUGAGACUGAUAACGGCAGCCAGAGGAGAGAAUACAGUCAAAUUUACUCUCAUGAAACCUUGAAACCGUCAGAUUGGUUUUAACAGGAACUGCUUGCAAUGUGAAGGACGUUACAUUUCCACCUCUGUUAGUACUGAUGCUGAUUAUAAUGGCAGCAAGAGUAUGAAAAUUAUUAUCAGUUUACGCUUGUCAACAAAGGAUUGAAUCAUCUGAGCUUUUUCUAUUGUGUUUUAACUGAUAAAAUAAUAUAAAUGUGAUUGCCCUGUGGCUAAAUGACUUCAAUGUAAAACAUUCAAUGUAACAUGGAUCUCAAUAUAAUGUUUUUUGUUUUGUAAUUUGUUGUAAGAAAUCAAUAAAACAUUUUUAUUAA
Molecule: messenger RNA, 2939 nt
Organism: Danio aesculapii
Lineage: Eukaryota; Metazoa; Chordata; Actinopteri; Cypriniformes; Danionidae
Gene: nat8
Product: N-acetyltransferase 8
Exons: 2
Coding region: 314-979 (221 amino acids)
Molecular function (GO): N-acetyltransferase activity
Source: RefSeq, a predicted model, not a curated record